Messenger RNA from Trypanosoma rangeli, 375 nucleotides. RefSeq names its product putative leucine-rich repeat protein (LRRP). The record is from RefSeq and is a predicted model, not a curated record. Lineage: Eukaryota; Euglenozoa; Kinetoplastea; Trypanosomatida; Trypanosomatidae. Bases 1 to 375 code for a protein of 124 amino acids. The transcript has a single exon.
AUGGAGCACUUUAACUGGCUCAAUCCUGUGGCCAAUACGAUUCCUGCACACCACCCUGAGCUUCCUGAUGCCACCAUCGCCACACUCAUUCGCGGGGAUCGCCGUGUGUUUUGUGACUGCGUUGCUUUGCCAUAUCGAUAUCGCCAGCGAAUGGUAUCUGGAGACGACGACCACCAUGCGAAGCUGGUAGGUGUAUUGUGGCGAAAGAGGCCACUUUCUGGUCAAAACACCGAAGAGGCCCUCUACUUGCACGACUCUACCAACAAUAUUCUGGUUGUGGAAGACAUGCGUUCUGUGUGUCAUGUGUUUUCGUCAGAUGGUGUCUCACCACCAGCAGAACACCCUUUGUACUGGCUGGCGCGGCCACGUCACUAA